CUGCCUCGCUCUCUUGUGGCAAUUGUUCUAGGGCUCGAUCGGGUGGUGACGGAAGAAACCGUGGGUCGCCAGGCUCUUCUCGCCUCUGUCGGUCGUCGGAUCUAUGGCGUCCCGGCGGCGGAUGCUCCUGAAGGUCAUCAUCCUCGGGGACAGCGGGGUUGGGAAGACAUCUCUCAUGAAUCAGUAUGUGAACAAGAAGUUUAGUAAUCAGUACAAGGCUACGAUUGGAGCCGAUUUCUUGACUAAGGAAGUCCAGAUCGAUGACAGGUUGUUCACAUUACAGAUAUGGGACACUGCAGGGCAAGAAAGGUUUCAGAGUCUUGGUGUGGCUUUCUACCGUGGAGCUGAUUGCUGCGUCCUUGUGUAUGAUGUUAAUGUCAUGAAAUCAUUUGAUAAUUUGAAUAAUUGGCGAGAAGAAUUUCUGCUUCAGGCCAGCCCAUCGGACCCUGAGAAUUUCCCUUUUAUAGUUUUGGGUAACAAGAUUGAUAUCGAUGGCGGUAACAGCCGAGUGGUGUCUGAGAAGAAAGCAAAGGCAUGGUGUGCUUCUAAGGGGAACAUCCCCUACUUCGAGACAUCAGCUAAAGAGGGACUCAAUGUGGAAGCUGCUUUCCAGUGUAUCGCCAUGAAUGCCCUCAAGAAUGAGCCAGAGGAAGACAUAUAUCUUCCUGAUACCAUCGAUGUGGCGGGUGGUGGAAGACAGCUGCAGCGAUCAUCUGGUUGUGAAUGCUAAGAUGAGAGUCUAUUGGCGUCAAUUCUGUCAAACAUUUGUUGCCUUUGCCAAAUUAUUUGUCUCAUAGUUCGUGGUGAUUUUUAUUUGGACGGUCUGCGUGUAUGUAUUGUAAUGUGUAAUCUGCUUUGCUAUCGGAUAUGAUGCGAUUCUUCGUAUUAUAAAUAUUUGCGGUAGUAAAACUGA
Molecule: messenger RNA, 913 nt
Organism: Musa acuminata subsp. malaccensis (wild Malaysian banana)
Lineage: Eukaryota; Viridiplantae; Streptophyta; Magnoliopsida; Zingiberales; Musaceae
Product: ras-related protein Rab7
Cellular component (GO): vacuolar membrane
Molecular function (GO): GTPase activity; GTP binding
Source: RefSeq, a predicted model, not a curated record